AUGCGAUGUGACACGAUAUGCAGGCUGGACGCGGCUGCAUAUACGCUCCCAGCGAGAGCUUUAAGUGGGGUACGCGAUGCUACCCCGCGGCGGCUUUUGUCAUCCAAAUCAUGUCAUCGUGGUAGCUUGAGCUUGGUGACAUCUGCUACCCUAUCUGCACACGCCACUUCCGACAUUAGUGGGCCUUGUCGGCGUUGUCGGGAAUUCUUUUGCACACGACUUGCCCAUUGA
This is a messenger RNA of Bipolaris oryzae ATCC 44560, 231 nucleotides long. RefSeq lists its product as uncharacterized. Lineage: Eukaryota; Fungi; Ascomycota; Dothideomycetes; Pleosporales; Pleosporaceae. The record is from RefSeq and is a predicted model, not a curated record. Bases 1 to 231 code for a protein of 76 amino acids. The transcript has a single exon.